Messenger RNA from Cavenderia fasciculata, 1689 nucleotides. RefSeq lists its product as uncharacterized. The record is from RefSeq and is a predicted model, not a curated record. Bases 1 to 1689 code for a protein of 562 amino acids. The transcript has a single exon. NCBI's taxonomy places the organism in Eukaryota, Evosea, Eumycetozoa, Acytosteliales, Cavenderiaceae.
AUGUCAUCAUCCCUUUUAUUUCUUUCUCUUUCUCUUUCAUUUAUUAUUUUAUCAUUUUUAAUUUCAAUAUCAAUUUCAUUACCAAUAACUAUAUAUGUAAAUAAUCAAUCAUUAAAUACAAAUACAACAUGUGGAAUUGAUAAUUCAACUGUAAAUGCAUGCUCGGAUAUAUCAAGUGCUUUGAUUGCAUUUAAUAGUAACGCAGGCUCUAUAGUUGAUGGAGUAACACAAGACCUUAAUAUUGUCAUGUCUGCUGGUACCUAUUUAGGUGACAAUAAUGCAAACUUUACAAUCUAUAAUCAAUCGGUUUCUAUUGAAGCAGAUAAUAUUGGAACUGUCACUAUUGAUAUGUCCAAUACAACGGCAACCUAUUUUAUUCAAGUAUCGGUCAAUCAAUCAUUGCCAGAGGAUAUGACCGAGAUUGUUUUGUCAAGACUGUCAUUUACUGGAUUGGAUUUGUCAAGAUCAAAUACUACAUCUGGUGGUAUUCUAGUAUCUACUACAGUAUCUACAGAGGUACUAGUCAAUUUUGUACAAUGUCAAUUUACAAAUAUAUUUACUGCCAAUAGUGCUUUAAUAUCUCUUCAAUCAAUGUUGGCUGUUAAUCAAUACCUCUUGAUUGAUCAAUGUAUAAUGACCAAUGUUUCAUCAAACGAGGUCAUCAUUGCACCUCAAAAUGUUGGUUUCAAUCUUACCAAUUCACAAUUCACCGCCAACAAUGGUAUCUUUUUGGUUCAACAUAUGUGGGGUCUACCAAUCAUCGUCAAUAAUACAUUUAGUAAUAAUAAUUUUACAAAUCUUAGUGCUGGUGCAUUAUUUUUGUUUGGGUAUAUUACAAGUCCAACAUCUCAAAUUGCCAACAAUACAUUUACAUCGAAUCAAGUGUAUGGUGCCAUUAUCAUGUCGGUUAGAUCAAGACUAUUCGUUUCAAACUGUCUCUUUACCAAGGCCAUCAAUACCAAUGGUAUCAUUGUAGGUGAUGGUUCAGUACUCUACCUAUCAAAUAGUAGCUUUAUCUCCAACUCUGCUUUAAAGUAUGGUCAAAUUUAUGCUACCGAUACUUCGUCUAUCGUCAUUUCAAACAGUAGCUUUGUUGGUAAUUCUGCCAUCAAUGGUAGUGCCAUCUCUGCAUUGGCCACUUCAAGCUUUGCAAUUGACUCGACCUACUUUACGGAAAAUGUAGCAACUGGUAGUGGAGGUGCAAUCAAUUCAAAAGCUACCACACAAUUUACUAUUACCAACUCUAAAUUUAGUAACAAUAGUGCAAACAACGUUGGAGGUGCAAUCUUUUCAAGUUCUAGUUCCUAUUUUAAUAUUUCAACUUCAGUAUUUAAUGGUAAUAGUGCAGGUAGUGGUGGUGCUAUUGAAUGUAACAAUUCAACCAUUGUAGCUCAAAAUGUUCUAUUUGAUGAAAACAUUGACAAGAAUAGUAAUGAAACUUCGGAUUUGGUAUCUUGUGAAAAUAAUAAUUGUAAAGUUUCUGGUAAUAGUAAUCAUAAUUAUUGUUUGGCAAAUAAUGGUGAUGAUAAUGGUUAUGGUGAUGGUUUACCUAAAAAGGUUGUUGUUGGUAUUAUUAUUGGUGUAGUGGUUGGUGUUUUAAUAUUGGCUUUGAUAGUUUAUAUUAUUUAUAAACGUAGAAAGAAUCAAUUAAAAUAUGCUACAAAUUAUCAUUAUUCAAAUGUUCACUAA